This is a messenger RNA of Juglans regia (Persian walnut), 450 nucleotides long. RefSeq lists its product as uncharacterized. The coding region runs from base 1 to 447 and encodes 148 amino acids. Lineage: Eukaryota; Viridiplantae; Streptophyta; Magnoliopsida; Fagales; Juglandaceae. The record is from RefSeq and is a predicted model, not a curated record. The transcript has a single exon.
AUGGAGGUACUGCACUCAUGGAGAGUGUUCUCCUUCAAGAACACAACCAUUGUGGUUUGCUUCUUGAACGCCGUUGCUGCUCUUCUCUUGCUUCAGAACUUCUUCUCUUUGGCCUCUUCCCGCUACAGAAUCUCUACAUCUCAAUUCACUUCUGAGCAAAUCCAGUAUAUCAAAGAAUCUGAAGGGAUCCGCCUUGCUAUGCAACCAUUGGAAUUGAUUAAAAGAGUGAUGGAAAUUGAGCAAGAAGCAUAUGCAAAGCCAGAGACGGUCCAGCAAAAAGAUCCAAAGCAAACUGUUGCAAUUGAUCUUUCUAAAAGGUUAAAGGAUUUUCGUUCCCUAAAUGAUGCUGGCAGCUUGAAAGAUUUGGAGGAAUGGCGUAAACGGAAGAUGGAACGUGCAAGACAGCAGGAACUAGGAAAAAAUGGAUAUGUCACCUCUCAAGCCUGAUGC